UAGAGUCCAGCCCUAAUGCCUUGUGGUUUGCCCUGGCAGGAUUUUGACAAAAUGGCAGAUUACUUCAAGUCCCAUUACCAGGUGGAACUGCAGGAGAAGGAGAUGUGUGUGAAGGGCUGGAACUGGGGGACAGCUCGAUUUAAUGGACAGUUACUUUCAUUUGACAUUGGUGAGCAGUCAGCCUUCGAAAUCCCCCUGUCCAACGUCUCUCAGUGCACCACAGGCAAGAACGAGGUGACCCUGGAGUUUCACCAGAACGAUGAUGCCGAGGUUUCCUUGAUGGAAGUCCGAUUCUACGUCCCACCUUCCCAGGAGGACGGCAUGGAUCCAGUGGAGGCUUUCUCCCAGAACGUCCUUUCGAAGGCCGACAUUAUCCAGGCCACCGGAGACGCCCUCUGCAUCUUCCGAGAGUUGCAGUGCCUCACGCCAAGGGGCCGCUACGAUAUUCGCAUCUAUCCAGCAUUCCUGCAUCUCCACGGCAAAACGUUUGACUACAAAAUCCCAUACACCACUGUACUCCGCCUCUUCCUUCUGCCCCACAAGGACCACCGGCAGAUGUUCUUCGUGAUCAGUUUGGAUCCUCCAAUCAAACAGGGGCAGACCCGGUACCACUUCCUCAUCUUGCUGUUCUCGAAGGACGACGAUCUGACCCUGACCCUAAACAUGAGCGAGGACGAAGUGGCGAAGAGAUUUGACGGGAAGCUAAGCAAGCAGAUGUCGGGGCCUCUCUAUGAGGUGGUGAGCCGCAUCAUGAAGUCACUGGUCAGUCGCAAGAUCACCGUGCCCGGGAACUUUGUCGGUAAUUCCGGAGCUCAUUGCAUCUCCUGUUCUUACAAGGCCAGCUCUGGUCUCCUGUAUCCCCUUGAAAGGGGCUUCAUUUAUGUCCACAAGCCCCCUGUUCACAUCCGCUUCGACGAAAUCUCCCACGUCAACUUUGCCCGAGGGACCACCACCACCCGGUCUUUUGACUUUGAGAUUGAGACCAAACAGGGCAGUCUGUACACUUUCAGCAGCAUCGAGAGGUGAGUGAGGGUAUG
Rhincodon typus (whale shark) is the source of this 1037-nucleotide messenger RNA. RefSeq names its product FACT complex subunit SSRP1-like. Gene Ontology annotation, cellular component: nucleus; FACT complex. The record is from RefSeq and is a predicted model, not a curated record. Lineage: Eukaryota; Metazoa; Chordata; Chondrichthyes; Orectolobiformes; Rhincodontidae. The transcript is spliced from 6 exons. Gene Ontology annotation, molecular function: DNA binding; nucleosome binding; histone binding. Bases 16 to 1026 code for a protein of 336 amino acids.